Gracilinanus agilis (Agile Gracile Mouse Opossum) is the source of this 1842-nucleotide messenger RNA. RefSeq names its product zinc finger CCHC-type containing 17 (gene ZCCHC17). Gene Ontology annotation, biological process: RNA stabilization. The coding region runs from base 54 to 785 and encodes 243 amino acids. NCBI's taxonomy places the organism in Eukaryota, Metazoa, Chordata, Mammalia, Didelphimorphia, Didelphidae. Gene Ontology annotation, molecular function: RNA binding; zinc ion binding. The transcript is spliced from 7 exons. The record is from RefSeq and is a predicted model, not a curated record.
CAGAAGACUUGGUUGCUUAUAAGGGGAAUUCAGAAGCCAACAGAACAUUUAGGAUGAAUCCAGGAAGACGUGAGUCUCUGGACGACUUGCCUGAUCUCUACACUAUCUUCAGAGGAGAGGUUGUUACAGUAACAGAAUAUGGAGCCUUUAUCAAAAUUCCAGGCUGCAGAAAGCAAGGUCUCGUCCAUCGAACCCACAUGUCAUCCUGUCGAGUGGAUAAGCCCUCCGAGAUAGUGGAUGUUGGCGACAAAGUAUGGGUGAAGCUUAUUGGCCGGGAGAUGAAAAAUGACAAGGUUAAGCUGUCCCUUUCCAUGAAAGUUGUCAACCAAGGGACUGGGAAAGACCUUGACCCCAACAACAUUAUUACUGACCAAGAAGAGAGGCGAAAGAGGACCUUCAAGGAUUACACAGGACAGAAGAUCACUCUGGAGGCUGUUCUGAACACAACCUGCAAGAAGUGUGGCUGCAGAGGCCAUUUUGCCAAGGACUGUUUCAUGCAACCAGGGGGAACCAAAUACAGUCUUGUACCUGAGGAAGAGGAAGAGGAGGAAGAAGCAGCAGCAGCAGAAGUCAAGGGAGGAGAGAAGUCUGUACACACAGAAAAAUCUUCCCGGAAGAGAAAGAAGGAAAAGAAAAAGAAAAAGAAACUCAAGAGCAAGAAGGAGUCUUCCUCCAGCAGCUCCGACUCGGACAGUGAGGGUCAGACGGCCAGCAAGAAGGCCAGACACCUGGCAAAGGAAAGCAAGAGAAAGACGAAAAAGCACCGGAAAAAGCACCAGGAGUAAAAUAGGGUGGACUUCUUCCCUCCCACCAGAUCCUCCUUCACCAGUGCCCUGGUUCCAGACUCUGGCAUAUAUGCCUGGCCCACCCAUAUCCCUGUGGGCCAUCCCCUCUCUCAUCCAUAGAACCCCAUCUCAGUUCUUGGCUUGCUGCCUCCAAGCAACCCCUGCAGGGGCUCUGGUUCCUCUGGCCCAGCCUCAAGGUUUGAGGCUGGCUGUAGACUCCUGGCCAUGGACAAUGCUACAGGAAGGGAUGUGCUUUUUUUUUUUCCCUAAUAUUUUUUAUUUUUUCAGUUACAUGUAGAAAGUUUUAAGAAGUGUGCUUUUCAACCAAGGCAGGAGGGCAGAUGGCCACUAUCGGCCCUGGCCAGUCCGGAACCAAAGGGCUUCUUCCCUGGCCCUGGGCCAGGCAGCCCCUUCCCGUUCCCAUCACGCUCAGCAGCAGGAGAAGGACAGACAGCACCAGCUUGACCAGAUUCUGGGAAGAGAUUGUUUGCAAGGAUUCAGAGCUUGUGGUCUCAUCCCCUUAGGUCAUUAAAUCUGAGAAAUGAUGCUGCCACACAUAGGGCUAUUGUUCAGCACUGACACUGAUGGUGGGGCAGGUGGCCGAGUGCCAUGCUUUCUUCAUUUCCUCUCCCUCAGUUCCCUCAGCUGCCAGCACGAAGCCAGGACCUUUGGCUUGGUGUUUAACACUUACUGGCCUGGGAAGGUGGCCCACACCUGCGCUCUGCUUGUGGGGAGGCCAAGGCUGCUGGAUCACUUGGACUCUGAAGCUCUGAGCUGCUGGAGGACCAAAGCCAAUGAGGCGUCCCUCAGCAUGCUCCCGGGAGAGAGCCCCUGUCCCACAGCCAGCCUUCGGGUCUCCCCAAACCUUAGUAUAACAAAUUUCCCUUCUAAUUAGCAAACAGCUUCCAUUCUCUGGAGGUGUGUGGCAGAGAGACAGACAGAGAGCUCGUGUCUGUCACACCCUACCCUGAGUGAUGAGCUCAGAGCCUCCCGGCAGCACCUCCUCUGAAGUCUGCAGAGUUGCCUCUAGGCCUGGGCCACAGCUAGUCCUUCCUCU